This is a messenger RNA of Dermacentor silvarum, 1348 nucleotides long. RefSeq lists its product as uncharacterized. Lineage: Eukaryota; Metazoa; Arthropoda; Arachnida; Ixodida; Ixodidae. Bases 452 to 1348 code for a protein of 298 amino acids. The transcript has a single exon. The record is from RefSeq and is a predicted model, not a curated record.
UUACCGACAGUUUCUGCUCAACCCGGUUGUCAAGGAGGACGUCGAGAAGCGCUGCCGAAAAGUGAAUGGCACGACGCCCCACAAAAUGAGCGUCCUGGUACUCGGCUUGGACUCAGCCUCGUACCUUAAUGUGGAAAGGCAUCUGCCCGAUACUGUGCAGUUUGUCCGUCAGACGCUGCGUGCUUUCGAACUGCACGGAUACAACAAGCUUGAUGACAACUCCUACCCGAACAUACAUGCUUUCCUCACGGGCCUCAAUUUCGACGAGGCGUUGGAGUACCGUGCACAAGGAUUCUACGACAACCUUACUUCGCGCUUAAUCUGGCAACAAUAUCGCGAACGUGGUUACCGAACAAUGUUCCUCGAGGACUGGUCGUGGUACGGUAUCUUCUAUCGUUUCGAGAAAGGAUUCCGGCGCCCUCCGGUCGAUUAAUAUUUGCGACACGUCAUCAUGACCAUGGAGGCAUCUUCCAAGUAUAUUACGAAAGAUCGGACGAAGGCCCGCUGUUUGGGACCCACGAUGGUGUUCGAGGAAGUGUUGGACUACGUGGCUCGCUUCGCAGCCUUGAUGGGCGAGCGGCCUUUCUUCACCUACGCAUGGAUAAACGAAGUCACGCACAAUGACGUGAACAGCGCCGGGUACGCUGACAAAUUCUUCCGGCGGCACCUCGAAUCGCUGCGUUCUUCCGGUGUGCUCAACCACACGCUUCUCCUUUUCUACAGCGACCACGGCAUGCGGUUUGGUGACUCGCGUGCCUCGUAUAUUGGAAAGUUCGAGGACCGCCAACCGUUCGCCUUCGUGGUGUUCCCGCAGUGGUUCCUCGAGCAGAAUCCAGAAGCGUCACGCAGUCUUCGCGUCAACCAGUUCCGCCUGACGACUCCCUUUGACCUACACGCAACGCUCGUUGAGCUGCUGCACUACCCGAACGUCGACCGUCCGCAGACUAAGUACGGCCGCAGCUUGCUGCACAAAAUACCGGAGGCGAGGACGUGCGCUGAAGUGCACAUCGGGCCCCACUGGUGCGUCUGCAAUGUACGCGGCGAAUUCGCCGUUACCGAUAUGCUUGUCAGGUCAAUGGCCGACCAGCUUGUUUCUCGGAUCAACUUAUUGGUAGCCAGGAAAACGCGUAAGUGCGCUCAGUACAAACUUGUCCGUGUUGUGGACGUGACGGCGCUUCAGGUAACGCCGACAGAGCGGGCACAUAACUCCAGUCACUAUUGGGUCGCCGUACAGGUGUCGCCGGGCAACAACACAUUUGAGGGCACAGUAUCCUUAAGUGGUGCCAACUUGACUGCGCUGGACGAUAUCAGCCACAUCAAUUACGCCCUUAUAUGGGCUGGUGCGUAA